AGGAUCCCUUCGCUUUGCGUUUUGUUUGUUUUCAAAUUUCCCCUCUCGCAUCCGAGGCGAAGCUCACGAACUGCACUGCCUCGGAGCGCUUCCUCGGGGCUCUGCACAUUUGGGCAGAAAAUUACCAAAGCUCCAGCGCCAAGGUGAAAAUCGGAGAGGAGGGAGAAAAAGUUUUGUGCCUAAGGACAGAAAGGAGUUGGAGCGAGGCCACCCCCCUCCCCCCCGGGCCGCCCGGCCCCGAGCCCGGGGACAGCUGGCAGCCCGCGCGGGACGGACAAAGCCGAUCAGCGCGGCGCGCGGGCGGGGGCGACCCGCAGGGCUGUCCCUUCCGCGCUGGCCUCCGCCGCCCCCUCCUUAGGACCCGGCGGACACCUCGUCCUCUUCCACGUCCUCCCCUCGAACCCACCCACCCUUUAAAGGGGGGGCAGCCCACAGCCCCAUCCCUCGGCUGGCAGACCUGCCUCCGGGCAAGCCCCGGGAAGGCGUCCCUGGAAGAGAAACUGACCCGCACCAAGACCCGCCCUCCUCGUGGUCCCGCGCCGCCCGAAUUCAGCGACCCCGCGCUCCCUUCCCCGGGACCCCAAGACCUCGGCCCGGAAGAUGGCGAGGAGGAGCCGCCACCGCCUCCUCCUGCUGCUCCUGCGCUACCUGGUGGUCGCCCUGGGCUAUCAUAAGGCCUAUUAUGGAUUAUCUGCCCCCAAACGCCAUCAAGUGGUCACAGCAAUAGAGUACCAAGAGGCGAUUUUAGCCUGUAAAAACCCUAAGAAGCCCAUUUCCUCCAGAUUGGAGUGGAAGAAACUGGGACGGAGUGUCUCCUUUGUCUACUAUCAGCAGGCUUUCCAAGGUGAUUUGAAAGAUCGAGCUGAGAUAAUAGAUUUCAGUAUCCGGAUCAAAAAUGUCACAAGAAAGGAUGCUGGGAAAUAUCGUUGUGAAAUUAGUGCCCCGUCUGAGCAAGGCCAAAACCUGGCAGAGGAUACACUCAUUCUGGAAGUAUUAGUGGCUCCAGCAGUUCCAUCAUGUGAAAUACCUUCUUUUGCUCUGAGUGGAAGUGUGGUUGAGCUACUAUGUCAAGAUAAGGAAGGUAAUCCAGCUCCUGAAUACAUAUGGUUUAAGGAUGGCAGUCGUUUGCUAGAGAAUCGAAAACUUGACUCCCGGAGCACCAACAGUUCAUACACAAUGAAUACAAAGUCUGGUACUCUGAAAUUUAACACUGUGUCCAGGCUGGACAGUGGAGAAUAUUCCUGUGAAGCCCGUAACUCUGUUGGAUCUCGCAGGUGCCCCCAGAAACGAAUGCAAGUAGAUGACCUCAGCCUAAGUGGCAUCAUAGCAGCUGUGGCAGUUGUGGCCUUAGUGAUCUGUGCCUGUGGUCUCGGUGUGUGCUACGCUCAGAGAAAGGGCUACUUUUCAAAAGAAACCUCCUACAAGAAGGGGAGUGCUACAUCAAAAGCCACUACAGUGAGUGAAAAUGAUUUCAAGCACACAAAAUCCUUUAUAAUUUAAGAAUUCCACUUUUGAGAUACCACCAAAACUACAGCUGUUACCCAAGUUAUUAAAGUAUUAUAAAAUCCUUUGUGGUCUUACAUUUGGGAAGAUGUACAUGAGGAAGUGAAAUUGGCAUUUUACUGUAAUUUUUAUGAACUUUAACUCACCAGAAAUUAUUUUAAGCAAAUGGUUCUGUCAUCACCUAAAAUACAAUCUGACUUCUUGUGUCUGGACUAAAGAAAAAUAGCCAAAAUACUUUGUAGUAACAUGGGGUCUGUGAAAUAUUAACACAUGUCCUAACUUCUGGAGGAAGCACUGCUGCAUACUGCUUGUGAAGUUAAUCCAGGAAUUAUGAACUGCACAUAUGCUCUGUGCAAGAGUCUGAUUUAGGAGGCUUCAGAAAGAGGUUCAGACCUGCAAAAGGAAACCUCCUUCAUUCCUACCAGAAUCCUGGCCUCCCCUAAUAUAAUCCUUACUGCAUUGCUCAUUUGUCACUAAUGUAUCCACAGAAGAGGGGCAGUAGGGCUGGAUUUGCACUUUGUUUACUUUUAUAUCUGAGAACCAAGAACAUGAAGAGAAAUAGCUACUGAUUGGAGCUCACACAGCUACUCACAGGAUGAUGUAAUUCUGAGAGUCAAACACAAACCCAUGUGACUUACUCACCCCUCUCCGCUUUCCCCAAGUCAUCUCUGAAGGGGCUCAGUGAGCUUGACAUCAGAAUUUGCCCUAGAGCCUGCCCACCUUUGCAGAUACCUUUCUCUGCCUGAGUGCUGACUUCACAAUUCGGACCUUAAAAACCAGUCAAAGAAAUUCUAAGCUGUCCUGCCUGCAUGGUUAUGGUCAAGAGGUUGCCAAUCCUUAUGGUAAGGAUUAUGGAGAGGAGAAAUGUUUGUCUGAUGAAUAAAAUAUGGAUAAAUGAGCUCACUGUGACUCCCUACAUCCGACACCUGCUUGAUACAAAAGAGGCCCAUGAGACACUAUGCCUGAAAUUUUUUUUAAAAAAGGUCUAAUCAUGUAUUUUCUGAUUUAAAGAAGCCUCUGGCUAAUGUUAUGAGAAAUUCCAAUGGUUCAUUUAAUAAUAAAAGCAAUAAUAAUAAGGCUAUGCUUUUUUUGCUUUUUGUUUUUUGAAACAGGGUCUCCCUAUGUAGUUCAGACUGGCCUUGAACUCACUAUGCAGUCCAGGCUCAGUUUAAGCUCAUUUCAUCCUCCUGACUCCUGAGUGCUGGGACCACUGGCAUGUGCCACCACAUCCAGCCUAAAGCUAUGUUUUAAAAGCAUUAUCUUUUAGAACUGAUUUUGAUUAUUCAGUCAAUACUAAAAACAAAAUACCAAAGGCACUCCCGGUUCUGGACAAAUCUGAAUGAAAAGGUCACUUACUAUCUUUGACAACAUCAAGAACAGUUAAUUUGCUUUCAGAGGAAUCUGCUCUUUUACCCAGUAGGCAAAGCAGAUCCCCAGAAUUCCCAGAACAAACUGAACGCCUAGCGUGCGCCUGGCUUCACGUCCCUAGGAAGAUGCAUGUUGUCAGCCUGUUCCCCUUUGACUUGUCUCUGUCAUUCACUGCUUCUCAACAGGACUCCUUCCUGGAAGUCUGGCUUCUGUAACAUGGCUCCAUCCCAAAAGGCAAAUUAUCACUCUAUUAGUCACAGGUCGGCACUUUCUGUAAAGAGCAAGAUACUAGUAUUUUAAGCGAUAUGGUUCCUGUAACUACUUGAGUCUGUCAUUGCAAAAGGAGCCACAGACAAGAAAGCAAAUGUACAUGUUUUCCAAUAAAACUUUAUUUACACAAACAGCAGGCAGAGUCAGGAUUUAGCUCACAGGCAGUUUCUCAAGCCGACAGCAAAUGACAUAAAAAAACACCCAUCUAGAAGCUUUUGUAAAAAUCUCACUAAAUGUUGCCUAUGGUUUAACUGACAGACUUUGCUUUGAUUUGAGCAAUGUUUUCUUCUUGCUUAUGACUCUCAAGGAUGCCUCUUCUGGCAUACAUAUCACAUAAGAUCAACUGCUUCAAUUUACAGGAAUCUAUUUUAAGAGGAAAAUGAUGCGGUGCCUUAAUUUCACUAACAGCUUAAGACAUCAAAGUCUAGAGGAUUUAUUUUACACAGUAUAAACAUCUAACAGUUUUUGUGCCAAAUAUAUAUCAUACAUCCAUCUUAAAAUAUUGUAUACACCCAAGUAAGAAAAUCAUUGUGUAAAGAAUGCUUUCUUCUACAUAAAGUAUGAACACUAAUGUUCCAAUUAUUAAAACUGUAUCUAUCUGUGGGUCACUGGUGUCCAGAUAACGUGUUUCCAUUUGCUCUUUUAUUCGAAGCACUUGAAUAACAAUUGGUAAAAUCCCAUUGUAAUUCUUUGAGGAUUUUGAUUUUAUUUUCCUGCAGUGAAAUUGUGUUGUAUAAAGAUUAAGGCUCAAGAAUCUUUAAUAACAAGUUCUGUUUUAAUAUCAUUGGUGUUUGUAACCAGAUUCGAUUUAUUUUUACUUGGGAUUUUAACCUAAAUCUGGAAUGACUGUUUUUCAAUAUAACUUUGCUAAGAACUUCCUUCAUCCAACAGCUGGCUUUGUUAAAAAUCUACAUUAAUAAAAAUAGCUGAACUGGU
Molecule: messenger RNA, 4077 nt
Organism: Heterocephalus glaber (naked mole-rat)
Lineage: Eukaryota; Metazoa; Chordata; Mammalia; Rodentia; Bathyergidae
Gene: Jam2
Product: junctional adhesion molecule 2
Biological process (GO): leukocyte cell-cell adhesion
Cellular component (GO): protein complex involved in cell adhesion; plasma membrane; cell surface
Source: RefSeq, a predicted model, not a curated record